Messenger RNA from Sphaerulina musiva SO2202, 2204 nucleotides. RefSeq lists its product as uncharacterized. The record is from RefSeq and is a predicted model, not a curated record. Gene Ontology annotation, molecular function: phosphatidylinositol binding; ubiquitin binding. NCBI's taxonomy places the organism in Eukaryota, Fungi, Ascomycota, Dothideomycetes, Mycosphaerellales, Mycosphaerellaceae. Bases 151 to 1884 code for a protein of 577 amino acids. The transcript has 2 exons.
GUAGCUCCCAGCUCAGCCACUCCGUGAACUAUCGUGGCCUCGGUGUACGAGACCUGUCCUGUUCUGUCCUGCUUUACAUCUUGUCGCUGCAUCUUCGUGCGCUUGCACUGAUUCGACGGCGUGGAUCUUGCUUGUGUGCUGCAGCGCAACAUGAACAAGUUCAAAGGACUGCUCGGCAGAACGAAGAGCCUGAGAAACGGGAGUUGGAACAACAGCACCAAGCAUGAAGAUGCCUCGUCCGACUCGCCCGAAGCGAACGCGCCCAGGGCUAUCCGCCUCUUCUGCGAAUCCGGAUCCCAGAACAACGGCGGCGAGGAAGUCCUACACCUCCCGGUGAUCGUCGAAUCCGCCGAGUCGUCGCCCGCAGCAGCAGCGGCGGCUGCGAACCAAAUCAAAAGAUUCUUGGGAAAGGCAUGGUCGUCGCAGCCACAUGUCCAGUACAAUGCCAUUAUGCUCAUCCGCAUCUUGUCAGACAAUCCAGGGCCGCAGUUUACGCGUAACUUUGAUAUGAGCUUCGUGAGCACCGUGAAAGAAAUGCUCAGAAACUGCAAGGAUCAGAGCACUCAGCAGAUUCUUCGUGAGACGCUCGAUCAUCUAGAGAACGACAAGGCAAAUGAUGAAGGCCUCCAGGGCUUGUUUUAUAUGUGGCGCAAAGAGAAGGGUCAUGCCGCGAGCUUCAGCGAAGGUGGAUUCAGGGGGCCAGAUAUGGCGCGCGGGUCGCACAUGCCUCCCAAUGGGUAUCAACAGCCGGGUCUGGGGCACGAGAGAUCUGCUGGCUCCGGACGGAGACACCGGGAGUCAGGCUUGCCUUCUGCCGUCGAACUCGCGAGUAGGGUUGAGGAGGCAAAGAACACUGCGAAAAUCCUGUUGCAACUGGUGCAAAGCACGCCGACCGAGGAGGUGCUGGGCAACGAACUGAUCAAAGAGUUCAGCGAGAGGUGUAACACGGCACAGAAGAGCAUGCAGAUAUAUAUCAACGCAGAAAACCCAGCGCCCGACCAUGAUACCAUGCAGACGCUCAUUGAAACAAAUGAGCAGCUCAGUCUGGCUAUCAGUCGGUACCAACGCGCGCUCCUGGCUGCUAGACGUGCAGCGGGAGCAUCACAUAGUCCUCAGCAGGACCAACAGUCUCCGCAAGAGGGCGCCCAUUCUGGGUAUGGUGCCUUUGCCUCGUCGUCUUCUGGUCCGUCUUCAUUACAUCAGCAACAAUCCAGCAAUGCGUUCACGCCAGCUCCGGGAACUCAGACCAAUGGCUACUAUAAUCAGGGUGCAGGCGAGAACCAGGCAUACGGGCAGCAGACCUUUGGAGGAUACCAAGCACCCGCAGGGCCUCCUCCGAACCGCAGUCCUGCACCACAGAUACCUCCAUCGCAGCCGCAGCAAGCUGUCAAUCCAUUCGCGGAUCCAGAGCCGAACCAGUAUGGCGCCUUUCAACCUCCUUCACAACAACAACGACAAUCGCAGCAGCAGCAGCAACCACCACCACCACCACAACAACAAGCAUAUCACCCGCAAACCGUAUCGUUCGAUGACUUUGAUCAACAACACCAACCUCUCCAGCAUUCUCGAACAUUCACCAUCGAGAACGAACCCACAUUUGCAGCACCCAACCGAAAAAAUACCAACGAGCUCGAGAAUGCAUACUCGGAUGACCACGCCAAGGUAUCUCCGGUGCUCACUCGGGACGAGCAGUUUGUGAGUCCCGCGUCACCUCAGCGGCCCGGUCUGGGCGCAUACCAUCAGAGCGACAUCACGCAGUCGUAUGUGGGCAGACAAGAGAGUGCUUUGAAUGGGUUGACCAUGCAUGGCGCCGUCGGAGCACCCACUCCCAAUGACCAGUCGAAUUCAGCGUACGAUGUGAGUCCGAUUGAAACGAGGCGGUAGCAGUAGUUCUUCUUCCUUGGAUCGCAGUGGAGAAGAUGAAUGGGAUGGAUCUAAGUCGUCGAAGCGAGAAAUGAUUUUUUUCGAUUCGUUCAUAAGGUACCUCCUUUGGUAUAUGAAAGCGGGAUUUUUUUGUUUCCUUUGAAUUUGGAUUUGAGAUACCUCCUUGUCGAUUUGAUGUUGUUGCUGUUUGGUUAUUGGUCUUUUAUACCUUGAUUUUAUACACACCUAGGUACGUAGGGUAUAUGUCAGGUAUGUAUGUAUACACACACGUACACGCUUACCUACCUUACCUACCUUACCUAGGUACAUGUAAUAUCAAC